CCCAAAAGCUUGAGAGAGAGAGAGACGAAGGCGUAGGUGCUGCUUUCUGUGGUUUAUUGCUCGCGCCUUCGUAGGUGCUGCUUUCAGUGGUUUAUUGAUCCCGUUGCAAAUGGCGAGGGCGGGAGGCAUCACGAAUGCGGUAAAUGUGGGCAUCGCGGUGCAGGCCGACUGGGAGAAUCGCGAGUUCAUCUCCAACAUCUCACUCAACGUCCGCCGCCUCUUCGAAUUCCUCCUCCAAUUUGAGGCUACCACAAAGAGCAAGCUGGCUUGUCUGAAUGAGAAGCUUGAUGUUUUGGAACGUCGACUGGAGGUACUUGAAGUUCAAGUCAGCACUGCCUCAGCCAAUCCCUCUGUUUUCACGUAGUAAUUUGUUUGUUGGAAGUUAGGUACGUCCUCAAGGCUUAUCAUUCUAAUGCAUUUAGGUUAUUGCCAUUUGGUGCUUUAUGCUUAUUGUCUUUUGAUGUGAAUAUAUUGCUGUUGUAUUGAACAUGUCUUUAAUGCCUGACCUCAGACAAAAUUUAUAUGGCCCUUAUGCACAUUGUAAACUAUAAAGCUGGAGAAAGGGGGCAUGAAGGUUUUUUGUUUUACAGUCAGACAAUGUGAUACAUGUCAUUUUUAAGAUAAGUGGUAAAUGUUGAAUUUUCAAUUUUUUCAAACCAGUGCUUCA
Molecule: messenger RNA, 667 nt
Organism: Dendrobium catenatum
Lineage: Eukaryota; Viridiplantae; Streptophyta; Magnoliopsida; Asparagales; Orchidaceae
Product: protein BRICK 1
Exons: 2
Coding region: 110-364 (84 amino acids)
Biological process (GO): cell motility; actin filament organization; regulation of actin polymerization or depolymerization
Cellular component (GO): SCAR complex
Molecular function (GO): protein-containing complex binding
Source: RefSeq, a predicted model, not a curated record